ACGACAGCGUGUUGUAUACCGGCUGAGCAGCUUGUGUCUUCAUUUCUGUGUCCAAUCACAUUUCGCUGAGACACCAGCACAAAGGUACUGUUUGGGGAGCAGUGAGCAACGAACAGUCGUCAUGGAUGAGGAAAGGAGAGUGGAGGAGAAACUUGAACAGUUUAAGAAUGAUGCAAAAACAGAGCGAAGAUACUCGAGGCACAUACUCCUUAGAAUCCGAACUGGAAAACAGAGAAGACGUAAUCUGAUCUUCGAUGAGGAGCGCUUUGAAGAAACGUUCUUGAAAUGCCUCAUCUGUAGAGAGAUGUUGCACUGCCACCACACGUUCUGUCUGGACUGUCUGUACCAGAUGUAUCGAGUAGAGGGCGAGUUCAGACAAUCCUUAACUGGUGUCUUCAGAAGCAUGCCGAUGACAGUCAAGAUACAGUGUCCCACAUGUCGCGAAGGGAUUCUCAUCUCUGAACAGGAGUUACGUCGUCUUCCUAACGACCACACCAUCAUGGAACUAUUGUCCUUUGUCAACCAAACUAGCAAGAAUGACGUUCAGUACUGCACAAAGCAUCAAAUGCAGCCACUCAACUUUUUCUGCGAGCCUUGUAUUAUGCCCGUAUGUUGCGACUGCACAGUGAUCGACCACAAAGAAUCCAAAGGUCAUAUUGUCGUCAACGUGGACGAAGCAAUGAAGACAUACACACCGAUUGUAGAAGAAACACUUGAUGAGAUUCGAGCUGAAAAAUUUAAUCUUGCAGCCAAACGAGAAGCCUUAGAGAGCGCGCUGGUUGAACUUGAUCAAAUACAAAGGAAUUUAAAUACCCAAAUCCGAGCAGUGUUUGACAAGAUUCGGGAGGUUCUGGAUGAGCGGGAGAAAGAACUCUACGCUGUCUCAGAAUCAGAAAUAGAACGAAAACGCGAAGUGGUCGAGGGCCACAUGAAGGUGCUGAUGGACAGGGAGUAUGAGCUAAACUCAGAAUUCAACGACCUGCAGAAAGCAAAGGACCAAAAAGAUAUUAGUCAGAUUUUCUCUGGCCACAAAGCUGCUCGAGAAAUGUUGAUCAAGAAAGUGCACGUUCCAACAAACUCUACCAAAGGCUUUUCUGUGAAUUUUCAGUACAGUAGUCGAGCUGAGGCCAUCAUCAAACAAAAUGUAGCCAACCUUGGAGACAUUAUUUUUAAGACGUAG
Molecule: messenger RNA, 1180 nt
Organism: Candidula unifasciata
Lineage: Eukaryota; Metazoa; Mollusca; Gastropoda; Stylommatophora; Geomitridae
Source: the annotation of a GenBank genome assembly